Molecule: messenger RNA, 5003 nt
Organism: Conger conger (European conger)
Lineage: Eukaryota; Metazoa; Chordata; Actinopteri; Anguilliformes; Congridae
Gene: ciarta
Product: circadian associated repressor of transcription a
Exons: 6
Coding region: 247-1356 (369 amino acids)
Biological process (GO): circadian regulation of gene expression; negative regulation of DNA-templated transcription
Cellular component (GO): nucleus
Molecular function (GO): RNA polymerase II cis-regulatory region sequence-specific DNA binding
Source: RefSeq, a predicted model, not a curated record
GUUCCGCACGUUGACACUACCGAGAACGAAAACACAGAGGAGAAAGAAACCGAGUAGACUCGUGAAAUUACUAGAUACUGGGCAGCAGCGUCGGACUACGGGCUGUGCUUUUGACGCGUAUUUUCCUGUUGUUUUAUUUAUUUCAGUGAUUAAGAAGUGAAGCGUUAACGUGUUUAUCAAGACCAAAUAUUUAUUGCUGCUGUUGUUGCUGCAUUACUGUCGUUUAAUAUAUCUACAGAAGCAGCGAUGCAGUCCUUUAGCAGCGCUUCGUCCUGGCAGUCCCUCGAUUCGCUGUCAUCCAGCCACAGCUUCCUGUUCAGCGAGACCGAGGACGAGACCGACGUCUUCCUGUCUGAGGGCGAGGGAGACGGCUGUGGGGGCGUCGGGCUGGACAGCGCGAAGGGACGUCUGGCCCCUGGGGUGUUCGGCGGCCUAGCGGGGAGUCCGCUGAAGAGGGACCUAGCGGGACGGCGCCCCGGCACCCCCAGGGUGAUACUGGUGUCCCCGCGCGGGGGUGUGAAGCCUGGGGGGCAGGGACAGACGGAGGGGGACUUUGCCUUCGCUCAGAAGUGUGCUGAGCUCCAGGGAUUUGUUAGGCCGCUGCGGGAGCUUCUGAACGGCCUUAAAAGGGGGAAAUAUGACAGAGGUCUCAGCAGUUUCCAGCAGAGCGUUGCCAUGGACAGAAUCCAGAGGAUUGUGGGAGUUCUGCAGAACCCCAGCAUGGGGGAGAGGCACCUCCACACCCUUCUGCAAGUGGAGAUGAUGCUGAAACUCUGGUUCCCACAGGUGUCCCCCGCCCCCACUCCCCCCGCCUCGCUGCCCAUCCUGACGGAGAAUGUCCCGCGCAGCGGCGCUUCACGGUGGCGCAGGGACCAGCUGAACAUCCCAAUGAAGAAGCGGAGGCUCAGCUGGACGGCUCUGGACAGCACAGCUCAGCCGCCCCCCCCCUGCAAGCGGCUCCAGCAGGAGAGGCCGGAGGCCACAGAGAGAGGACCCGCAGGGCCGGAGGAGCGAGGGAGGCACUGUGAAAAGGAGGCCCUGGGAGAUCAUUUGAGCUCCAAGUUGACACCUGUCCCACUCCCCUCUGAAGACACCGCUGGGGGCAGAGCCGAAAACAGCUCCCCCUCUGUCGCCCCUGCGGGAAGCCCCGCCACACAGGAGGCCUACGUCUCGUCCACCACCCCGCUCUCCCCGACGCUCGACGCCGCCCCUCCGAAACCCCAGCCGACGCGGUGCCAGAGCGAGCCCGUCGCCGCGGAGACGGAGGGCGGGCGGGGCUGGCCGUCGGAGACGUCUCAGAGGCGGAGCCUUUCUCCUCCGCGUCUGACGAAGAACGUUAAAACUCCGGAGCAGUGACGCGUAGCUCAGCCCUCACCACGCACAGAACGACUGACCGCACGCAAGCUCCCUUUCCUCGGCUGGCUGUGUGUGCGCACACCGCACCGGAUCUCUCCGGACUUCUUUUUUACCCAUAUUUUUCAUAUUUUCUCCCCUGUAUUUCUGCCUUUUUGUGGGAUGUUUUUUUUUUGUACUCCAUAGGUUCAAGGACCACAAAUGAAGCAUAUAUAUAAUUUAUUAACAAACAGUAUUUUGAACUGUGAUUCUCAGCUUUUGCGAAACAAAAACUGAAAGAAUGGUAUUUAUUCAACAUAUUUUUUUUUUGUAAACAUUUUUUAAUCUCCGAGCAUUUUCAUCCGAUGUGGAAUGACUGGUCAUAUUCAUAUUCAUAAUUCAUAUGGGAGUCUCUUGGUUCCAGUUUUACUCCAUCAGUGUGAUGGCCUGGUGCUGCUUCUUUUCUGCAGUCCGUUAGCUAGCGCUGCGCAGUCACGGUACUGCACGCGCAGUCAGGCUGCAAUGCUCCGAUUGGGCAGAGGGGGCGCCCCUGUGCCGCAAGCGUCGUGGGCAGCAGACUGAAGACCGAGCCCCGGAGUGGAAGGGAAGCGCGAAUGACCUGAGCCUCGAGCUACGGACGAGACGCAGGAUGAAGCAGAACCACCGGCCCGUUUUACGCCGAAGCUGUGCGCUCCGGCCUCCGCGCUUCGAGAGUUCGAGGUUCUUUCGUUUCCUCCCUGAAGCCUGGGGGGCGGUGAACUAGAAAACUUAACACAGACAGAUUAGCAAACGAGCUAAUUAACAUAGCUCAGUAACAUUCGAUUUUACAAAGGUACAUUAAACUGCCUGCGAAGAGUUCUAUUCACGUGGCCUGUGGUUGGCUGUGCACCUGCUGCCUUCCAGGCAUCACUGAGGGAAGGAAAGUACCAUGGGCACUUCUAGAAAUGUCAGCCAGUGCCCCCCCCCCCCCCCCUUCACUGUUUCCUGAAAUUUCCCUGGGGGAGACACCAGACAAGCAGAAAAAAACAGACAAGCCAAAGGUUGUUGAUGGAGCCCAUGAGCGGCAAGCUCAGCCUUGGGCGACUGUAAUGCCAGGAAAACUACGAACCGAACCGAUGUUUUCCAUUUGUUUUUACCCGCUUAUGGAUUGGACCUUUGCAAUGAUCUGUUACUUGAAUUUAUUUUAUUUAUUUGGUGACUGGAGACUUUUACAGUUGGCUCUCUAACCACUUUGAUGUAUGGGGAAAGAGUGCAACUAUAAGUGCUUGCACAAGGUGGUGAGAAAUAACAGGAUUACCCUGCUGUAAAAUCCAGUAUGCCGGCUUGACCAGCUUGAAUAUUGAGCUGGUCAUUGUCAUAAGCUGGGUAUGAGCUGGUCAACCAGCAUGGCCAAGCUGGUCAUAAAGCUGGACUAGCUGGGUAUGAGCUGAUCAACCAGCUACCAGGUGUUUCAAAACAUAGCUUGAGCUGCUCAAACCAUGUUAAGCUGAGAGCUGGUCUGACUUGGUGUUGACCAAGUCAACUGUUUCAAAACCUAGCUUGAGCUGUUUUUUCCAGCAGGGUAAUUAGGAGCAUUGAUCUGGGUUGGGUUCAAAUAAAUUUUAAUUCAAUUCAUGAUUUUAAAAAUGUUCUUUGGGCAGUUUAAAUUUUCUGAAUUGAAUUUCAAUUAAUUUCUCGAAUCGACUGAAUUGAAAGGGAAUUGACAUGAACCGUGUUCUUGGAAUCCCUGUGCCUUGAAUCAAAUGAGAAAUAUACAAAGAUGAUCUACUUGUAUGGUUUGGCUUGUUUACUUGUUUUUCAGAAGACUAAACCGUAGCUUGUUUGGGACUGCAGAACAUUUUUGGAGUAAAAACGCUUGUGCUAUUAUUUUGUAUCUGUUCUGCGGUCUCUUGCUGUACACUAGACUGUUCACACAUCUCAGACAGAGACUGUCUACAGAUAGUGCCAAAACAGAUUGUGGACUCCUGCAACUUCACAAGUCAUAAACUUCUGCCGACUCAUGGGCUUUGUUGUAUAUGACAUGAUUCCAAGCCGUCAUGGUGUGCAAAACUCUUUUUUUUAACAUGAAGGUCAUUAUCUCCAGAGAACGUUUAAAUAACUGUAAAAAAUAAAAGAAGGGAAUAUUUCAGAUAAUAUGUGAAGCAGGUGAAAAUAUAAAUGACAUUUUUUGGCCUUUCAGGAGCUCAGUCUGCAGAGCUGGUUGGUCAGAGUUCAGCCUGCUCCCUUUAUGCCAGUUUGAGUCUGCCCAAUGUUACUAUCGCCUGAACUAUGCAGUAGAAAGGGCUUUCUCGCACUGCGGUUCGCCAUUGAGAUAUGUGAGAAUGAGAGAACUUCCACUGACUGCUUCCAUGGGUAACAGUUAAGCAGCUUAAUUCAUGGAGGCGGCCAUGUUUGACUUUGGGGCACACUGGCUACCUAAACAUGAUGGAAUGCAUAAGAAAUGAAAAGGAAAAAGAAAAAGCUCAGAAAAAGAAAUAGAUUCCUGGAGAGUAAUUUGUUCAGUGUGAAGAAAUUUUAUAAUUUAAUAUCUCUUGUCCAGAAUGGUAUACUUUUGCCAGGGUGCAUUCAUGGUUUUAACUUAAAUAUGAAAAUUAGCUUAAUAUUCAUAUUGAAGGCUUAAUAAACUGCAAUACCUCUGGUAACCACUGGAGUUUGCAAGCUUCUGGGGGAAUGUCACUCUCUGGCUCUAUGCUCCCGGGUCCCCUGGUCCCCCGCCCACUAGCUGUUCCUCAGGCAACUGAGAGGUGCUCCUCUCCUCUGAUUGGUCCCAGCUGUCUAGUAGUAGUGUGGAGAACAGCCAUUGGCUUGUGAGUCGUUAGCAGUGCUCCCCGUGGAGAUGCAGGUGACACAACAGUGAUAUAAACACGUAGGAUUGGGGGGGGGAUGCUAGAACUUAGUGACAUCAUUGCCCAGUUUCAAAUGUUAAUCAUGAGUUGGAAUUUGAUUUUGAAACAGACUAUCAGGACAGCCUGUAGUAUUAAAUGUAGUAUUGAUAUAUUAACAUAUAAAUUAUGACACAUAUAUUAAUUAGAUGUAUUAUCACAAGCUUUGAGCAGCAUUUUUCUAAACAUCUUCAUUCUUCUGAUACAAAUGUACUUGUGAAAAAUCUGAAAGGAUAGACUCCAGCUGAUAUCUGUGAUACGUAAACGUUUGUAUUGGUGAUAUGAGGGUAACCUUAACUAGAGCAGGGAAGUCAAGGCAACGAUGAUGAACAAUAAAUUAAUGUCUGAAAAAUGUAAUCGAUAGACCGCCCUAGUUAACGAAUGUACAAAUACGUACCAAGCUGUGAAUAUGGAAAGUGCACUAAAGAUGCAGAACCACUUGAGUGGUGUGUUAGGAUGUUUUUUAUGUGUAUAUUAUUUUAUUAUAUAUAAUUUUUUAUGGACACUACAUGACUGCACAGGUCACUUGCUUUUAUUCUUUUUUUGUAUCUGUUAUGGAUUGUGCCUGGAAAAAGACCAGGUUUGUGGGUUGCAAUUUGCUGCCUUUUUCAUGAUGUAUAUCUCACUACAGAUGUCUCAGUUCUCUCUCCUUCCCUCUUCAUCUUUUCCACACCGUUCUUCCGAGGCCAAAAUUGGCCGUUGGUUGAAAGAAAACCACGAAAGCCAGCAGACACUGUGGUGAUUUGAUACUGGAGAUGUACAACCAUGGAAUAAAAGUGAUUUAAUAAA